CGAAAAUAAUUUGACAGCGUUUUGCUGACACCGGGGUUUUGCAGCAGAGCUCAAGGGGGGCUGAGCCCCCUCGCGAGGAGGCGUGCACAGAAUUUCAUGCACAAGCCUUUUCUACGAAGAUACAAGACACCCUUGUCCUGAAAGAGGAAUGACUGUCUCAAAAGAAUUCCUUUCUGUAGCGUAAGGGGAACAGCAGAAAAAAUAAUUUCACAAGGUUCAGUUUUGCACACUCAACAUCUCUCAGGGAUUACAGUUCUUGGCUUUAUUUUAAAUGGUUUUUGAUCAGAGGAAAGGUGCUGAAAAUGGGGGAUCAGCAGAUGUACAAAGCUAACCACAUCAUUAACAACAGCGAAAGUUUAUAUUACCACCAGCAGCACCUAAAUUCUCUUGCACCUUUAAACCACAACUAUGGAGUGUCAGCCAUGGAUGCAUCUCAGGAUUCUCCCCUCUCUCCCUCAUUCCCCCAUGAUACAAGAGAAAACAUAGCUUUGAAUGUUGGGUCCAAAACCCUUGGGUUGAUGGAUUCUCCUAGGCAAAUGAGUUGGGCCCAUUUGGGUUCUGGCAACCACAUCCCAGUAAGGAACAAUCAGAAUGUGAUGUGGAGCUCAGCAGGGCAAGGGGAGCCUACCGAUGGGUAUGACCAUCUAUGUUCCCAGGCCAAUGAGGUCAGAUCACAGAAAAUUACCAGUGGGGUUUUGCACAAAUUAGAUUCCUUCACCCAAGUGUUUGCUAACCAGAACUUAAGGAUCCAAGUCAACAAUGUGUCCCAGGUCAUACAGGCUCAGCCAUCGGGGAUAGAGAACACCAAUGAUAGUGCGCUUCGGCAAUUGUUGUCUCAGAAGCCUGCUACUGAGCAACAGCCUGUGCAGAGAUACCAGCAGGUGCCACAGCAAGUCCUUCCAAAUUUUGCAAGUGCACAGCAGAAGCAGCAAAUGCACCUAAUGCAGCACCAACAACCACUGUAUUAUGACGACCAGCAACACUUGGCUCACAUGCCAGUGCACUCUGCAGUGCACCAAGGACAGACCCACUUGCAGCAGAUGCAUUCUCAGCACCUGCUGCCGCAGCAGCUUCAACAAGAUCAAUACUAUCUGCAGCAACAGCCCCACCAAGGGCAGCACAGGCUUCUGAUACAUGAGAUGCAACAGCAGCAACAACAGCGGCAAUGCCCGGUGCAGGCAGCUCAGUAUUAUCCAAUACAGCCUAUGAUGCAACAGUUACAGCACCAACAACAGCAGCAGCAAAUGCAAAUGCAACUUCCUCCCUAUCACAGAGAUCCUGAACCAAAGUCUCUGCAUGAGGCUCAUCAGUACUCCCAGGACCGGUGUCCUUCUGUGCAGCUUAUUCAGCUGGGAGCAGUGCCUCAGUACUUCUAUCAAGAUCAGCAACAGCCAUUCAGGCCCUUAUAUCCACAAAAUUUAUUUCAGCAGCAGCAGAACCCUGAAGACACUAGCCAGCAGAAUCAUUACCAAGGAGACAACAAGUCUCGGGCCUUGAUGGACUCACAUCUUGGGCUCCCCAAGGUAGAGAGAACAGAGAGUCCGGCAGAGCAGGACAUGAAUUCCAUUGGGGUCCCUCACCAAUCUCUCAUACCUCCAGCAAGCUCCCAUAUGAAUAGCAAAAGAGCCCAGCAGCUGUCUCCCAAUGAAGCAUGGACUCAGCAGAUCCAGCUAUCUGAUGGCAAACUCGAAUCAGUGUCUCCUGAACAAAGCAACACUGGUCACAGUCAAGAAAUAUAUACAGAGAGAUCUGAAACAAAGAGUAAACUAAUGUGCACUGUAUGCUUGAAGGAGUUUAAGAGUUUACCAGCCCUGAAUGGCCACAUGAGGUCUCAUGGAGGGGUACGGACAUCUCCUGUCUUCAAACAGGAGGAAGGAGAAAACCCGUCAGAGCAGCCGCCGGCGCAGCCGCCCUCCGAGGUGGAUAGCCUCAUGCCCAUCGUCAUGCCUGUUUCUGUCCCUGUAAAGCUUCAGUCGCCCGAUCCCAGCAGGCAGGCCACUGACAGCAGUGCCACAGUCAAAGAUAAGCCUGUCUCAGAUGAUGAGAUGCCUGUUCUUGUGAGGAUGACUUACUCUCCACCGCGUUCCCCUAAAGCGGCCAGCCCAUGCGCGUCUUCUGAUCCCAGUAGGAAAAACCACCAAAGCAUUACCAACUCUGAAGAAAGCUUCAAACCUUCACAAGACAAGAGAAAGUACCGCCACAGACCUGAACCACUCUUCAUACCACCUCCUUCUUUCAACUUUAGUGUCCUGCAUUCAGGUGCUACCCUGUACCAAAGUCAGCUUCGCUCUCCCCGCAUUCUUGGUGACCAUCAUCUCGACAGGACUCGUGAGCUCCCUCCUUAUACACCCCCUCCUAUGCUCAGCCCAGUUCGUCAAGGAUCUGGUCUCUUCAGCAGUGUUAUCACCUCCUCUCAUGGUGUAUCUCACCCCCAGUUACCACUCACUCCUCUGACGCCCACUCCCCGGGUGCUUCUCUGCCGAUCUAAUAGCGUGGAUGGAGGCAAUGUCCCCGUGACCCCAGGGCCUGGGGAACAGACCAUUGACGUAGAACCGCGUAUCAAUAUUGGAUCAAGAUUCCAGGCUGAUAUCCCUGAACUUAAAGACGUAACCUCAGUGGGGAAAGAGGAUCAUAAGGCAACUUUAGUGUGGAAACCAUGGCCAGAACUGGAAGAUGACCCUUCCCAACAAAGAGUGAAUGAACUCUUAAAUAUGUGUUGUUCAAGUGCAUUACCUGGUGGAGGAACCAACAUGGAAUAUGGUUUGCAUUCUCUCUUUGAGGCUAAAGGGAAUAUUAUGGUUACUCUGGAGAUGCUUCUUUUGUUGAAACCAGUGAGAGCAAAAUCACACCCCCUGGCAAACUAUCACUAUGCUGGUUCUGACAAGUGGUCCCCCCUUGAAAAGAAAUUGUUUAAUAAAGCUCUGUCCACAUACAGCAAAGACUUCAUUUUGGUACAGAAAAUGGUGAAGUCUAAGACAGUGGCACAGUGUGUGGAAUACUAUUAUACUUGGAAGAAAAUAAUGCAUUUAGGACGGAAGCACAGAACACGUCAAGUGGAAAUAAAAGAGGAAUGUUUGACAAGUGGAGAAGAAGAGGAUUUGGACGAUGAAGAGCAAAUGGAUGAAGACAGAAAAUCUAUAAAAGAAGAGGAAACUGAAAAUCAGAAUUCUCCUGAGCCACCACCUAUUGCGCUUGGUGCGCCUAUUAACCUGCCUUCCCUGCAGAGCCUCACGAUCCCUGUGACUUCUUUUACCUGUGAAAUACCAGACUGUGGAGCUAUGUUCAGCUCUAGACAAGCCCUGAAUGGCCAUGCUCGCAUUCAUGGUGGUACAAACCCUGUGGUGAAAACUCGCUAUGGAGGCCCUGGCACUAAGCAGAAACCGAAUUCCCAGAAUGAGUACUGCUCUAUCAAAAACUCUCCAGCGCAUAGUACAGCAAGUGGCGAGACUGAUCCCCCUACAGUUUUCCCUUGUAAAGAAUGUGGCAAAAUGUUUUUCAAAAUCAAAAGUCGCAAUGCCCACAUGAAAACACACCGGCAACAGGAAGAGCAACAAAGGCAGAAAGCCCAGAAGGCUGCUGUUGCAGCUGAAAUGGCAGCUACUAUUGCAAGGACUACAGGGCCAGCUGGCCGUGCCUUGAUUCCAUUGGAUCACAUGGAUUUGAUCAAGCACGUUGAACAAGUGGAUGAGCUCGACAGUGAUGUUGUUCAGGAACUGGGAGAUGUAAUAGACAGUACUGAAGGGAUAGACCCUGAUCUCUUACUAGAUGAAGAUGACCCUGAAUUACUUCAAGAUGAUGUUGAGCUCUAGAAGAGACAAACUGGCCUGUAAAAACUACAGAUGCUCAUUGACAUUACUUCCUCUACCAGGAGGGCCAAGUAUUGACUUCCCUUUUAUUUUAAACUCUUUGAAUAGUUGGAAGACUUUUUAUCCAGGAAUGGAAAAUAAAUUUGAGUGGUCUUCUUCUUUGGGUGGGAAUGGUAAAUUAGGUUCAGUUUUGAAAGAUGAAAAAUGAUUCAUUUUGUUCCCCUUUUAAAAGGUAUUUUAGUUCUAAUACUGUGGAAACCAAAAGUGCAGAGAAGUUCAUGUUUCUGUUCUGUUUCCUUUCUAACUUUUUUCAUAAAAAUCCCCAAAUUCUUUUUAACUCCUCAGGGUCUUUCAUCUUCUUGCCCCCCACCACAGGACACUUAAGGAUAAUUUUUUAAAUGUUUCAUUUUGUGCCUUCCUGCAACAAUUCUUACGUCAAAUACUUUCAAAUGACAGAUGAUGGACCAUUAACUGUUUCCGCCAUAAACACAAGGCUGAAAUAGAAAUGAGUAGGUGGCAUCUUGAUAAAACAAAUUGCCCAGAAUUGAUGCACCUUCCGUUGCCUUUCUGCUAGAGAAGCUGUCUGGGGCCAGUAUAGCAUUUGAGGCUGAUAUUUUCCCCUAGCCUAGAAGGCUCUGUGCCAAAUGAAGAUUUCCAAGGCGUCUUCGUAUUUGUUGUAACCAGGUGUGGACUGGUUUUUAAUUUCCUCAUUGAGAGGUAGACUGACUCAGUGGGUUAUUCCAUUUACUUUGUUUGGAUGUGAAAGAAAAGUGAUCAACCAAGGUGGCCGGGGGGGAUGUGAAAAUAGCUAGAUUAAUUUAAUGUUUUACUGACUCUUAAAAGCUUUAUGUGCAGUUCAUUUGUUUAAAAAUAGUUAUUUUAAUUGUGCACUUCAGAACUUCCAUUUAACAGGGUUCAGAAGAGACAGAGUAAGUGAAUUCAGAGUUGGAAGAAAGAUGGUUCUUUGACCUUCUCUUUAGAGGACCGGCUGAAAUGAAUCUUACUCCCACACAACACAUUGAAUAAUAUUGGCAAGGAUGUGUUAGCGAUUUUAAAAUACACUAGAAUACCAUUCAUAAAACUGCAUUGUUAGAAAAGUUGUCCUUCAGCAUUGAAAGGGAGAUAACUUCUUUUAUGGUGAUAGUAGUGCAAAAGCAUUAUCCCAAGGACACAGUACACAUACUUUUCUCACAGACAAAAGAAAGGGAGGGGGAGAAUGUCUACCAUAAGGAAAAACAACUAUAACUAAUGGGAUUCUUUGUCACAUUUUUCAAUUUGUACUUUGCACUACACAGAAACUUGGUAAGUGUCUGUUUAUAAAACAUUCUUUAAAGCUACUUCGUUAUAGCAGCUUUAGUGUGUGUAGAGGGGGAGCUGCAGUGUGCUACUCUACUCUCAUGUAAAUUGGGCCAUAUACCGUAUACAAAACAGGGUAACUCCUGCACACUCAGAAUUCUGCUUGAGCUCUGGAACCCCAUAGAGUUUUGGAUCAUGGCCAAAGAACUUUAAAACCUGCUGUUUACAAAAGUGUGCGUGUGUGUUUUUAAGUGGUGGAAAGGUUAGGUAUAAUAAUGCUAAAUUUUUCUUCCUGAAGAUACUCAGUAAUGGGCCCGUAGAUUUACUCUUGGGAACACUAUUGAAUUUGAACAGCUUUGUGGGGCCUGGAGGGCAGGGGUCUUUUAUAUCUCCAGCUCAGAAUGCAACACAGGAAAUGUUGAUCAUGUUUCAUAUCUGGUAGCAAUUCUGAAGUUCAAUUUUCUGAAAACAUUUAACUGCUACUUUUUCUUGUUAUUUUUAACAAUUUGUAAGUUUGCAAAUUGAGUCCAAAGAAAAUGUUUGUGAUUCUGGACCUUUUCUUCCUGGUUUUGCUUUGUCUAUUUGUUUAAAUAAGCACAAACUAGAGUGUAAAACAUUUUCAUGAAGGGUAAACAUUUUGCACACACCUUACGCCAAAUGAAUGAAAGGGGAAUUAUAAAAAGUUCCUUUCUUUCCUUGCUUUGUUCUUGGCCAAACCAUGCUCAACUUUUUGAAUGACCUGGCUUCUCAGUUUGUAGCUGUUUCCCUUCACUAGCCAGCAUUGGGAUUAUUCGCCAUACACAGUUUUCUGGAUCAUGGGUCAUUGUUUAGAAAUGUGCAAAGUGAGUGCAAAAUAUAUAUUUUUUCCUCCUAAGACCCAGGAUGUAUACUAUUAAAAUGCCUAGAGAACAAUAAUGUGGAUGUUUUUAGCAAAGCCAAACUGUCCAUACCCAAUUUCUGAAAUUCCCAUUAAUGUUUAAAUAUUGUACCAGUCAUGGGCGGCAUCACCGAGAGGUAAUAUUUAGAUGCUACAAAAAUUAGAUUCAGUUUGAGACAAUUGAAAUUUGAAUAUUGCAGUGUUCUUUAGGAACAUAUUAGCAUGAAGAAAAUAACAUUUGGCCAAGCACAUUACAGUUAGAGCCACCACUUCUAUCCACUUGGAGUUGAGGCAGGGGGAGAGUGCUAGUAUGUUCAUACAAAUGGCUGUCAGAUAGUGGCUUUCAUUGGAGAAAUUGCCAGGUUUUCUGGGUAACUACCUCCCCAGGAGUGACACUGGGCUAAGAUGUUGUUUCCUUGGUAUGGCUGUGUCCUUGGAAAAUUUGAGAACAUUUUGGCAUAGAAAUAAUCUGAACAAUACGCAAUGCCGCUGGAAUCAUUGAAUGACAUUUGAAAGUAUUUGAUAAAUACAGAGGCUAUUCAAAUGUUCCUUAGUAGUCACUUUCCCCCAAGUUUAUUCAAGAAGCUCCUCCAUUAGGAGGAAACAGUUUCAUCUGGCUUCUUUUGGGGGUGUUGAAUGUGCAGUAUCACUGCAUCUGUUACAGUAAACAUGCACUAUUUACCUCUGCUGUUCUGUUGUUGCCAGGCAAUCUUUAUUGUCAAUGAACUUGGCAAGGGGGGUUAAGAAAUAAUACCAGUUUGUGUGCCCUGUUGAGCACUACCAGGCACCUGGUUGGGAAAAUGUAUGAAGAUACCUUGCAGACAUGCUCUUACAUGAUCACUCCCUGUCUCCAAGGGUUAGCUAAUGUGGCUGGGUUGUGUGCUAUUUGAAAGCAUAUCUGCUUUUGUAUUUAAAUGUUUGUUGGCUGUGAUGAUUUGCAAUGAUUGCCUGUCUGUUGUAUCUCAUAAUAUUUCUUAACAAUCCUCUAACCCAAUCUUUUGUGCAAUUCUGAAGGAUAACUCUUAAAGAUCUAUUUAAUCAUCUGAAAGAGUUCUUUUUCCUUCCUUCGAUUUAAGAAAGGAAGAUAAUAGAAUUUCUAGAAUUUGUUAGUCCUCCAGUUAAACGUAGUGCUAAGUCCUUUCAUAGUCAUGGCCAAGUCUUGUCUUUAAAUGGUGCAUGAUUCAGAGUGAAGGAACUGAGGCGCAUGUGCCCCAUUUUACCCACAGCAUUUUAAGUUCUCAGGCUCCUCUGUUGAAGGAUUGCGCCAGUUGAGAAAGAAUAAAGUAGAAAUAUGCCCUAUCCUGCUUCAUUGUUCGUAUGUAAUCCCAAACACUUCACUCAACAGCUGUUGCAAGGCUAGGCUAGAAUCAGAACUAUGUAUUCAUAGAGUACAAGGUAUUUGAAGCUGGCUACAAGUUAUACUCACCAUGCAAAAAGAAGCCAGGCUGUUAAAAAUUCUGCUGAUUGUAGACGAUCAUGAGCCAUAACAAUAUUGCCCAUCUAAGAUAGAAAACAGCUACGAUCUCAGCAAUAUCAGAUUUUCUAUAGUACAAAUCAAGACAAAACAAUUUAAAUAGUUUUCCAAAUCCUAGAGCCAACAAAUCUUUAUGUACCAAGAAACAAGUCAGCGUUUGUUAUUAAAGAACAUUAUGCUGAAAAAAGGUCUCACACACAUUUACCUUUAAAGUCCAGUUUAGCAGCUGACUUAGAAAAUAAGACAGAAGCCAAGUAACCAACCACUUAUGACAAUUACAUUUGAGUAAUACUCAAAUGUAGCAGCAGAUCUUCCACUAUAUUGGCAAACCAGUUUAACAAAACAUUGCUCAUCUAAAGCUUUGCUACAAUUAAUCCAUAUUAGGGCAAUAUGGAUUAUUGUACCAUGGGAUACCUCUCUCAUGAUAAUAUUUCAGACAGUAUUGGUUACUCUGGAUUCACUGCAAAGCUGUUAUUGUUAAGUAGUAUCCUGAUCUUAGAUUGGAAAGUAUUAUGGAGAGCAUUACCACAACUUGCUACAGUCCAAAUUCUUCUUGUCCUUACUAGCUUAACAAUUUGACACUAUUUUGGCAGAUAAGGUACAGUAUAUAACAUACACAGUGUUCAAAUAUUAACUGAUAGUUUGUGGAGAGAUUUCAAAAGCAAAGAGAAUCUAUUGUAUCUGAACAGAAAUAAACGAACAAUCCCCAAAUACAUAUUUUACAAAAUAUGUAGUUCUAGAGAUGAUAAAAUGGCUUAAAAUAACCAAAGAGAAUCUCAAACUAAUCCCUGAAGAUCUGUGGAUAAUUGUUUAAACUUCAUUUGUGGUUUCUGUAUUCUUAAGAGUUGCAGUAAUGAGUAUAAUUACAAUAUGAUUUAUAUUUUGUCCGAAAACUUGGGGUUUUGUUAAUGGUUCUCAUGUUCAUUGCAAUAGGAUUUCAGUAGUGAAGAAAUGGAAACUAUAUAGCAAAAGGAAAAAAUAUAUUUUAUGGAGAAAUCUUAUUUUCAAACAUAUUUAACUGCUGUUAUAUUGUUACAGAAAAGCUAUACAUAGUUUUGAAAUUGUAGUGUAGUAUAAAAAUGUUCGAGGGGAAAAUGAAUGUUUUAAUCUAGUUCUUUUUAUUUUUUAAGUAAAUCUUUACUUGUUAAUGCUUUGUUGCACCUGAGUUGCAUGUGGUUUAACUUCAGGAUGUAAAUUUAUUCAGGUUUGCACUAAAAUGCUUAAUUUCAUAAUAUAUGACAUAACCCCCCCCCCUCCUUUGGCAUGCAUCCGAUCUGGUACAUUACAAAGCACUUUGUAUAGGUUAUUUCAGCUUUUUCUUAUAUAGAGAGAUAAUUGUAUUUGUAAAAUCAAAGGGAAUCUAUGUAAAAGUUUGCCAAAAAGGACAGUAUUUUAUACUUUUGAUAAGAUGUAGUUUGUUAAUUUUUUUG
This is a messenger RNA of Eublepharis macularius, 8883 nucleotides long. It is a transcript of the gene TRERF1, whose product is annotated as transcriptional regulating factor 1. Gene Ontology annotation, molecular function: transcription corepressor activity. Gene Ontology annotation, cellular component: histone deacetylase complex; transcription regulator complex. The coding region runs from base 303 to 3809 and encodes 1168 amino acids. Lineage: Eukaryota; Metazoa; Chordata; Lepidosauria; Squamata; Eublepharidae. The transcript has 15 exons. The record is from RefSeq and is a predicted model, not a curated record. Gene Ontology annotation, biological process: negative regulation of DNA-templated transcription; regulation of transcription by RNA polymerase II.